UGAUAAUAUCAUAAUUCACACAAAGCACAAGACACAGAUUUCGAUACUAUACUUACUUAAGUAGACAGAAGUCUGUUUUAUAUAUUUUACAUUGGGCUAUUUUGUCGCCGUCAUACAAUUAAUUAGGUAUUAUUAAAAUUAUUGAUUGUGUUUUCUUUUUAUUGUAUUGAUUAUUUGAUAACAACUAUUAAAUGUGCUUGUGAACGAUAGUGCAUUAUGUUGUUUAUUAUCUAUAGCGUAUGAUUUGAAAUUUUAAUAAGUGUAAAAAUUACGGUAAUGGUGAAUUUUAUAUUCUAAGCUCAAAGCUUAACAUUUUGAGCAGUAUUUUAUAAUUCCACAUCAAGUAUAAUUAUUGGAAUGCACUGCUUUGCAAGUUAAUUAUUCAAGUUGGAUCUUUCAAGAAUAUUUAACAAUGCUCCACAAAGUUAUGAAAUUUAAUUUGAGCAAAAUCUGUUUUAUGCAAAAUACUUAUCAAACAUGUUGUUAUUGUGCAAGGUUUAAUAUAAAAAAUGAUAUAGUAACAUUUUUUCAACAAAAUUUAGGUUUACCUGAAAAUGAAGUUCAGAGAAUUUUUAAAAAGUAUCCAUCGUUUUACAAUGAUACAUAUUCUACGCUCUCGGAUAACUUUUCAUUAUUGAUGAGUUUCGGGUUUUCCAAAGAUGAUAUUCUCAAAAAAAUUCAAAUAUUAACACUUCAUUCAAUCACAAUUAAAAAUUAUGCUAUGCUUUUAGAAGAAGGAGGUUUUGUUAAAAAUAAAAUUGAUUCCAAAGCAAUAUUAAGGUUUAAAUUUAUAUCAAAAAAGUCCAUUCAAUCAUUAAAAAAUGAAAACUUCAUCCAGAAACAUAUUGAUGUUGGACAUCAUAUAUUGUCGUAUAUUCAAUUUCCAAUUGAAUUAUAUCCAAAAAAUUGUGAUGAGUCUCUUUCGUGGAACCAAGUUCAGAAAAAUAUAUUCAAAUUAUAUGUUGGAUGGAAAAUUAAAAUGGAUGUGGAAAAUAUAAAAUAUGCACAAACCAUUUACCAUAGACUAUAUAAUAAAAGUUACAGACUUAUGGAUAGAAGUAUUGAUAUUUUACUUAAAGAACUUAAUUUUACUGAAGAAAAGAUCAGAAGACAUUCUUAUUUAAUACACAGUGAUCCUGAUAACACACAAGCAAUUUUAAAUAAUUUUAAAAAUCUUUGUGGUAUGGAUGUAAAAUUCAUUUUAAGUAAGCAUCCAAAAAUAAUUCUUACUCCAUGGAAAACAAUAAGACAGAUUAAAAAACAUUUUGAGGAUUUUGGAAUUCCAGAGUCUUCAUUGGCUAAAGCACCAGAAAUCUAUACAUUAGGAAGUAACACUAUUUAUGAAAGAUUAUGUAAAUUAAAAGAAACACCAGAGCUGGCAUCAUUUAUUAACAAUCCACAAGUUGCAAGACUCAUUUACUACUAUACAAAAGUAAAUACACGUUUGACAUACUUAAAAAGUAAAAACUGUGUCUCAUUAAAUUUAUUGGUUACGAACAAUUUUUCAUUUAACAGAUUUAAUUGCAACGGUAAUGAUAAAGGGAAAACCAAUGAUAUAAUGAUAUAUUUGACAAAAGAAUUGGGAGAAGACAAAAAAAAGUUACGUACAUUAUUAGAACGUCAUCCUUAUUGGCAGUAUAUUUCUUUGUUAACAAUACGAAAAACGUAUGAGUUUCUUAAAAUUAAUCAUUUCACCAAGGACCAGUUAUGUCAUUGCUCACAGAUUUUAUUGUAUCCAGUGGAUAAAAUUAAAGAUACAUUGGUGUCCACUCAAAACAUGAAGAAUGUCUCCUAUCUACGAGAUGUGUCUGGAUCUAUCAAAUCUGAAUAUUUAUUGCCACUCGUACUGUAUAACUUAGAAAAGGAUUAUCAUUUCUCAGGCGACGGUGUUUGGAAUACAAAUGAACAAACUAAAAAAAUACCAUUGUCAGAUUCUCCUAAAGUCACGCUUGAGGAUACAGAAGAAUUAGACCAUGAACCAUCAACACAAUUACUUGGAUAGAUUUUACAGUUAAUUUAAAAUGUAUUCAUAGUAAUCAAGUUACAUAAUAACUAAUAAAUAAGAUAGCAUGACAAAUUUCCAACAUACAAUGUGUUUACAUAUAUUUUUAUAUUUUUGUAACAUUAAUUAGUUGAAAGUCACAGCACUUAAUGACGAUUCAUAAAUUAGAUAAUAUCCUUGAUCUUA
Molecule: messenger RNA, 2188 nt
Organism: Myzus persicae (green peach aphid)
Lineage: Eukaryota; Metazoa; Arthropoda; Insecta; Hemiptera; Aphididae
Gene: mTerf5
Product: transcription termination factor 5, mitochondrial
Exons: 9
Coding region: 413-2002 (529 amino acids)
Biological process (GO): termination of mitochondrial transcription; regulation of DNA-templated transcription
Cellular component (GO): mitochondrial matrix
Molecular function (GO): double-stranded DNA binding
Source: RefSeq, a predicted model, not a curated record